Magallana angulata is the source of this 792-nucleotide messenger RNA. RefSeq lists its product as uncharacterized. The record is from RefSeq and is a predicted model, not a curated record. Bases 148 to 792 code for a protein of 214 amino acids. Lineage: Eukaryota; Metazoa; Mollusca; Bivalvia; Ostreida; Ostreidae. The transcript is spliced from 3 exons.
UUUGGUUCACUGAACACGGGUUCACCUGAGCAGUGUUUUCCAGGCGCCAUUAACAGGGAUAGCAGACCGUGAGAUUGGACAUGGCUAAUUAAGGCGAUUAUAUCUGUCGUUGCGCAUCUUCAGGAACCAUUGCAAAAGACAGUCAUAAUGCUGGGAAUCGACAGAGAUGAAAAGAAGCGCAGACAUUUUACUUUGCUUCACGAGAACAUAGAAUUCCGUUACCACCAUGAGAACCAUGGGAAGAUCUAUUGGGCGUGUAAGGUGGCGGGCUGUCCGGGGAUGGUGGAGGAGGAUCAUUAUAAAAUGAAGCUGAUAAGGAACCACGACCAUUCCAGAGGCGUGAAGAUUCCACCUUCAAAGAGAUGGCAGAGCAAUCCCUGGUACCACAAUGACACCACAGAUAACUAUAAAUACGACCCAACAGAAGCCUACAAUAUCAACAACAGUAUAAAGACAACGAAACCCCCUAAGCCGGCUCCUAUACCGCCAUCAUGGCAUUCAAAGGGAGAUAAUCGGACUCCUAGAUUCUAUUAUUUUGACAUGCCGCCCAGUAAAAGUCAAACAAAAUCGUUACCCGCCUCUGUUGUUCGUGGAUAUCCUCCAGGCGGACUAAAGAGAAACUAUCAUGACUCUGAUCCUAACAUGUCAGAUGGGACGGAGAGCCUGCGGUCAAUGAUGGAGUGUAACACCUACAGACAGCAGAGGUUCUGGAUCGUGAUGGGGAUACUGGGACUGGUGGCGCUCUCCAUUGUAGCCAUAGCACUCUCCUUCUACUUCAUUGGUGAGCGAUGA